Messenger RNA from Tarenaya hassleriana, 1537 nucleotides. RefSeq lists its product as uncharacterized. NCBI's taxonomy places the organism in Eukaryota, Viridiplantae, Streptophyta, Magnoliopsida, Brassicales, Cleomaceae. The transcript has 3 exons. The record is from RefSeq and is a predicted model, not a curated record. Bases 76 to 1401 code for a protein of 441 amino acids.
UUGGGUUAGACUCCACACCACAAGGCAGCUUGGAGCUGUAGAAGAUCACGAUUGCAACUUGUGAGAGAUCCACAAAUGGCGUGGCUUGCGAGAUCCAUAGCCAGCUCUCUCAAGCUCGAUGAGGAUGAAGACGAUGAUCAACGACGGACUAAGGCUUUCUCUGGUGAAGAGUCGCCGUCGCAGUCUCCCCGAGGUGUUAAGGAGGACCUCUCUGAGCUCACCAAGACUCUGAGGAGCCAGUUCUGGGGAGUGGCUUCUUUCCUAGCGCCUACGCCUGCUUCUUCGGAUCAUCCUGAGAAAAGUCAGACGGCGGAUCACGCGGAGGAGAAUCGGACUUCCUCGGAUCACGAGGAAGGAGAAGAGGAUCUGAUUGCUGGGAUCAGGAGCGAUUUCGCGGAGAUCGGCGGGAGAUUCAAGACGGGGAUCUCGAAGAUAUCCGGAAACAUUGCGGUGUCGGAGUUCACAAAGAUCGCUUCGAAUUUCCUGCAGUUGGGAUCGGACGAGGCGAAUACGGUGUAUAGCGUUGGAGACGUUGUAGGUGUGACCGAGGAAGUGAUCGCCUUCGCGAGGGAUAUAGCGAUGCAUCCUGAGACAUGGCUGGAUUUCCCCUUGCCUGAUGAGGAUGAUGACUUUGACGGCUUUGAAAUGAGCGAUGCUCAACAAGAGCAUGCUCUGGCUGUGGAAAGGCUUGCACCGGCACUCUCAUCGUUGAGGAUUGAACUCUGCCCGGCUUACGUCACCGAAGGUUGCUUCUGGAGGAUAUACUUUGUUCUUCUCCAUCCUAAACUUAGCAAACAUGAUGCGUUACUUCUGUCAACUCCACAGGUGCUCGAAGCAAGAGCCCUUUUAUCCGACGAAUUGCAGAAAAGUUCAGGAUCUACUGUCACAGAAGCUCCAGUGGAUAUGGAACCUCUUUCUGUGCUCUCUUCUAAUCCUGCAUCUGAGCCACAAAUCCCCCCCACAACAAUUACUGCAGAAACAACCCAUUCUAUGGAAUCACCCGAGUUCGAGACAGAGAAGCACCCUGACCCAGUUGUGGACAAGUCGGUCAUAGAGGAAAGACCAGUCCACCACCAUGACAAGCCAACCAACCCACCAACUGCUUCAUCUCAGAUUGAAGACGUCCAAGUUGAGGACGACACAGAUGAUUGGCUCAAAGAUGAAGACAAUUCUGGAACCACAAUGCCACUUGGCAAUGAUGAAGAUGUAUCAUUCAGUGAUUUAGAAGAAGACGAUGACGACGAAGGAGAAGUGUCCGUCGGAAGUUACAAGAAAGUCGCAUCACCCGAAUGGGUUCAGCUCAAAGAUGUAAAAGCUGUGGCUGAGAAAGGAGCCGGCCAAGGAAGUGAGAACAAGGAAUCAAAUGACUGGCUCGAUGUCCAUGACAUUGAUGUAUUAUGACCUGCCCUCUCCUUUCACUGUAUGCGAGAGAUAUGCUUGUCCGAUUUCCUUAGGCAUUUCUGAAAUCCAUCUUUCCGUUGUAAUCUGUAUAGUUUGGAUAAGAAACGAAAGAAAGGCAAAGGAAUGUCUUAUAUGA